AUGCUGAGCCGUGUGUUCUCCGUCCUCGAUGCGAUGGAAGACUCCUUUCAAGAGGUGAUUACUGACCUUAAAGAGAUAUCAGGGCUCAAUGGCGAGGCCAAGGGGGAUAUGUUCCAAUGCCGCAUUCGCGAAGGUGCUUCAACACCGGCCCAUGUUGAGCAUGACGGAACCGUCGAACACCCUGACCAGAUGCACAAUCCAACGCCAGCUUCUGAAGUCUACCGAAGCAGUAGAGCUCGAGAAUGUGCCCCAUUACUGCUGGGUAGAUGUGAAGGAGACCGAAGAGUACGACGAGCCAUGGGAGAUAGAGCUCUCCACUCACCGGGCCCGAUAGUGACGACGACUAUGACUGCCGAGUUCCUUGACCACUUGGUCAGGUACGCUAGACGUGACUUAGCAGGGCAAGUAAAGAGAAUCGAGAAUGAAAGACGAGAUUCAACAGACCCUGCAUAUUCACAAGUAUAG
Fusarium verticillioides 7600 is the source of this 465-nucleotide messenger RNA. RefSeq lists its product as hypothetical. NCBI's taxonomy places the organism in Eukaryota, Fungi, Ascomycota, Sordariomycetes, Hypocreales, Nectriaceae. Bases 1 to 465 code for a protein of 154 amino acids. The record is from RefSeq and is a predicted model, not a curated record. The transcript is spliced from 2 exons.